This is a messenger RNA of Lactuca saligna, 702 nucleotides long. The record is from the annotation of a GenBank genome assembly. NCBI's taxonomy places the organism in Eukaryota, Viridiplantae, Streptophyta, Magnoliopsida, Asterales, Asteraceae.
AUGUUACUGUGGUUAGACCCAAUCAAUCACCCUGCUCCACCUCUCACCAGUCACUAUUGUUGGCCGCUACAAUCAGCUACUGGAAAUCGUCAUAGGCUCUUUCGCAUCAACCUUGCAGGAGGAGCUGCUGCUAUUACUGAAACAUGGAGAUUUAGGAAGUCGGUUAAUUUAUGCAUUGAACAAAUUCUUUGCAUGGAUGGAAGCCGAAUGCAAAAAGAGUUGGCAAAUAUAAUGUUGAGAAGGUAUCCAAAUCAUCCAACAAUAACAAAACUUAUAUCCAAACGUUUCUACCCUUCUCUAAGACUCUUGGGCGAAAAGACUACCCUUCUAUCACCCGAUACUGUUGUUGCAUCUGGCAUUCCAUGUUGCAGGUUAGUACAGAACCCUGGUGAAUUUGUAAUGACAUUUCCAAGGGCUUACCACAUAGGAUUCUACCAUGCUUUCAAUUGUGGGGAAGCUGCUAAUUUUGGAACCCCAAAGUGGCUUUCAGUAGCUAAAGAGGCUGCAGUGCGCAGAGCUGCCAUGAAUUUUCUUCCUAUGCUUUUUCAUCAACAACUGCUUUACCUACUGACCAUGUCAUUUAUUCCAAGGGUGCCUAGGUCCUUGUUACCAGGGAUAAGAAGCUCUCGUUUAAAAGAUCGUCAGAAAGAAGAACAUGAGCUUUUGGUGAAGAAGGAAUUCAGUUCUUCACCAUUCUGUUAA